AUGGAAUGGCACGAGGAGGAAGAGGCGCUGACCUCAGCCUCCAUUACGGAUGAGCAGCUGGCAGUGCUCGCGGGCACCACCGAUAUCGCCCGUGCCACCCACCUUCAGCUCACUGUUGACUCGGCGUGCGUACCACUGGGCACAGUCGGCGAACGAAUGCCGGAGCUGCAGCACCUCAAGCUCUCAGGCUCGGCGCUGCCGUCGAUCCGCGAGCUGGGAACGUCGCUCCGGCAGCUGCAGGCGGGCGGGGGCUGUCUCAAGGGGCUGUGA
Messenger RNA from Emiliania huxleyi CCMP1516, 270 nucleotides. RefSeq lists its product as hypothetical. Lineage: Eukaryota; Haptophyta; Isochrysidales; Noelaerhabdaceae. The record is from RefSeq and is a predicted model, not a curated record. The transcript is spliced from 3 exons. The coding region runs from base 1 to 270 and encodes 89 amino acids.